This is a messenger RNA of Aquila chrysaetos chrysaetos, 1874 nucleotides long. RefSeq names its product ras homolog family member V (gene RHOV). Gene Ontology annotation, molecular function: GTP binding; GTPase activity. The record is from RefSeq and is a predicted model, not a curated record. NCBI's taxonomy places the organism in Eukaryota, Metazoa, Chordata, Aves, Accipitriformes, Accipitridae. Gene Ontology annotation, biological process: small GTPase-mediated signal transduction.
CGGUUUUGGGCGCAGGGCGGCAGGUGUAGCGAUGAGGAGCGGUGCUCGGCGGGCCGGAGAGGGUGGCCCCGCACGGCAGCGCGCAGCCCCGACAGCAACCCGCCCGCCCGGGCAUGGCAGCGGUCCCGCCGCGCCGCUCCCCGCGCUGAGCCCCGCCGAGCCCCCGGUGCCGGUACCGGUGCCAUGCCCCCCCAAGAGCUCCUGGACUACUCGCCUGCCCUGCGGAGACACAGCCCCCCCCCGGGCAGCGGCCCGGAGCUGGGCAUCAAGUGCGUUCUGGUGGGCGAUGGCGCCGUGGGCAAGACCAGCCUGGUCGUCAGCUACACCACCAACGGCUACCCCGACGAGUACCAGCCCACCGCCCUCGACACCUUCUCCGUGCAGGUCCUGGUGGAUGGAGCCCCAGUCCGGAUCCAGCUGUGGGACACUGCUGGACAGGAGGACUUUGACUGUUUGCGCUCGCUUUGUUACCCUGACACCGACGUCUUCCUUGUCUGCUUCAGUGUGGUAAACCCAAGCUCCUUCCAAAACAUUACUGAGAAAUGGAUCCCUGAGAUACGAACUCACAACCCCCGGGCACCGGUGCUGCUGGUGGGGACGCAGGCAGACUUGCGGGAUGAUGUCAAUGUCCUCAUCAGCCUGGAUCGCUACCACGUGAAGCCCGUGCCUCGGCCUCAGGCAGAAGGUCUAGCUGACAAAAUCCGGGCUGAAGCCUACCUGGAAUGCUCAGCACUGACCCAGAAGAACCUCAAGGAAGUUUUCGACAUGGCCAUUGUGAGCGGUGUCGAGCACAAAGCGCGGCAGGAAAAGAAGAUGACUGCCAAAGGCAUCAAAACUCUCUCCAAGUGCCGCUGGAAGAAGUUCUUCUGCUUUGUCUGAAGCUGCUUUGAGGGGGGAGAAAAAAGAAACACCCAAUGCCAGUAUUGGCUGUGCACCUUCUUGGAGUGACUGCUCCUAUGGCCCCAGCGAGGAGGGUAUGAUAAGCUGCUGGGCUUGGAAACCUGGCUCUUGCUGGGUUACAGUAUCAGAUGCCUAGGAGACAUGAACUGGAUUUCCAUUGUGCCGGGAUGUGGAAUGGUCCAGGCAGCUAUAAGUACCUGCCGGAUAUGUCUGUAGUAUCCCAGACUCAUGGGAGCCUUUAAUACACCAAGACUCAGUACCCCAGAGCAGGCAGGUUCCUUACAUUGUUCAAAAUGACCAGUUUUCUGUCUGAAGCUAACACACUUUUGGAGUCCUGACGCAGCAUAAUAAAUGUGAGGUACUUUUGAAGUCUGCCUAUGUUUUGGCUGAUUUACAGGCAUGGCAGAGAGUAGGGCAGGGGCAGUUGCAGGCCACUGCAAUGUGGUCAGACAUGGGCUGCUGAAUUUGUAACACGAGACUUGGGUUCCCUCUCUGAUUCUGCUUGCCAAAAUAGGUAGAAGCCACUUGGCUGUGAAAAAGCAGCGCUCUUUCUUAAAGGCCCUGAAUUGUGAGUACCCUUGAGAAGGUUUUUCCUAAAUAAAGGCCAUUAGCAGGCUGAAGAGAAAAUGCACUGGGAGCUACAGUAAUUCUUUAAGCAAAAUGUUCUCCAAGAGGACUCUGUAGUCCAGUGGGGGCCAGUGCUAUAGUCCUAUCUUAAGAGGUAGUCAUGAACUUGGGGACCUAUUUUGAAAGACCUUUUGCGUGUGUCGUGUUUUGAGAGAAAGAACAGGUGAGGAACAGUGAUGAGUGGCUCUGUCUGUCUAGCAGAGACGAAACUCUGUCAGCGAAGGGUUUGCAACACUACCAAGGGGUGAAAUGUAGAUGGAGAGCCAUGCAUGUUAUGAAGGGAGAAGAGAGAAGGGAGAAAAGGAAGGGAAUAAAAAGGGUAGAGAGAGAUAGAAGGAAGAAAGGGA